GCUGUGAGGCUGCAGAGAAAGAGAGAGAGAGAGAGGCGCGCGCACGCUCGCUCCAGCAAACAAAGAGACCCGUCAACAUCAUCCACGGUGCACCAGCAGAUCCCGCUCCAGCAAGGCCACGAGCUGCAACCAUGACUGCAAACGGAACCAGCGACAUGCUCAAAAUCCAAUUCGGAUUGAUCAACUGCGGGAACAAGUACCUCACGGCCGAGACCUUCGGCUUCAAGAUCAAUGCAUCAGCCACCAGCAUGAAGAAGAAGCAGAUUUGGACCCUGGAGCAAGACGGAGAUGAUUCAAACAUGUUCUUCCUGAAGAGCCACCUGGGACGGUACAUCGCAGCCGACAAAGACGGCAACGUGACGGGUGACAGCGAGACCCCGGGCGAGGACUGUCGCUUCAUAAUCACCGCACAUGAUGAUGGGCGCUGGUCACUGCAGUCCGAGCCGCACAAGCGCUACCUGGGCGGCACCGAGGACAGGAUAACCUGCUUCGCCCAGACCAUCUCCAUCGCGGAGAAAUGGAGCGUGCACAUCGCCAUGCACCCACAGGUCAACAUCUUCAGCGUGACUAGAAAAAGGUACGCGCACCUGAGCUCUGAGCAGAACGAGAUAGCCAUCGACCGGGAUGUACCCUGGGGCGUGGAUUCCCUCAUCACCCUGGUCUUCCAGGACCAGAGGUACCACCUUCAGACCUCCGACAACCGCUUCCUGAAGAACGACGGCAGCCUGUCCCAGACGGCGGAUAAGACUACGGGUUACACGCUGGAGUUCAGGUCUGGGAAGGUGGCCUUCAGAGACUGCACCGGGAAGUACCUAGCUCCCUCUGGUCCCAGUGGAACCAUGAAGUCCGGCAAGAGCAUGAAGGUUGGCAAGGAUGAGCUCUUCGUUCUGGAGCAGAGCCAUCCGCAAGUGGUCCUCACCGCUGGCAACGACAGGAAUGUGUCCACCAGACAAGGCAUGGAUCUCUCUGCUAACCAAGAUGAGGAAGGAGACCAGGAGACCUUCCAGAUGGAGAUCAGUAAGGACACAAAGAAGUGUGCCUUUAGGACCUGCACUGGCAAAUACUGGACCCUCACAGCCAACGGUGGCCUCCAAUGCACUGCCUCUACCAAGUCUGCUAACUGCUACUUUGACAUUGAGUGGCGUGGGAAGAAGAUAACCCUGCGUGCCACCAAUGGAAAAUAUGUGGCCGCCAAAAAGAAUGGACAGCUCGCUGCCACUAUUGACUCAGCAGGUGAGACCGAGGAGUUCCUGAUGAAGCUCAUCAAUAGGCCUCUUAUUGUGCUGAGAGGAGAACAUGGCUUCAUUGGCUGCAGGAGAGUGACUGGAACUCUGGACUCCAACCGCUCCUCUUAUGACGUUUUUGGGUUGGACUUUAAUGAUGGAGCCUACAGCUUACGAGAUUGCACAGGGAAGUACUGGAUGGUGGGCAGUGAAUCAAACGUGCUGAGCAGUAGCGACACCCCGGUAGACUUCUUCCUGGAGUUUUGCGACUACAACAAAGUUGCGAUCAAGACAACAGAGGGGAAAUACCUGAAGGGCGAUCACGCUGGUGUUCUGAAGGCCAACGCCGACGAUCUGGACAGCUCCACUAUGUGGGAGUACUAAGAGCACUCAAGUAACCACUGUGGCUUUAUCUUUCAGUUUUUUCCCUUUUCUGUUAUGCGUUUUGAAUGGUUUCUGAAUACAAGCGAGCACACGGGGCUAAUAGCAGAGAGAAACCCAAAGGUGAAGGGGCUUACUUUUAGUCACGUAUACUCCAGUCUGUCUAAGUACUUUGGGUGCCAUGGUUUUCGAUGACCUGACGAGUGGCCAAAAUGGGGACUUCUGGGACUUAACUGGCAUCCAAAUUUGUGUUGUGUGGUUAAAGCACAUCUCAUGUCAUCUCUUAAUCUGUCCUAAUAUUUGACUGGCAUGUCUCCACUUCUCUGGAAGAUCGGCUAUGCGGGCGCCACAAGAUUUUUGAUGUACCAGAUUGUAGCGUGAUCCUUCCCCCUCGUCUUUGCACAGUCCCGUACGAGCCUCACACUCUUAAAUAUUAACACAUAUAGUGAAAUAUGUCAAAGAAAAACCUUGUGACUGUGAGCUAUUGAUGUAUGCCUCCUGUUAUAAUGCCAGUCACAAGUACCUACCCUCUCGAUCAGAGGGCGAAGGCAGUAUUUACAGGUAAAUGUAUGAAUGUUUUGCUUUUCUUUUUCCAUAAAGAGCAAUGAAGGAUGGCUCUUAAACCACUGAAAUGAGCUAUAUUGUUUUGUUUUUGUGACGUUUGAAGUACGGCAGUGAUCUGAUGUGUGCUGCCAAACUAUUUGUGCCAUUAGAAUCAUUUUAAUGUUUCAAAAGAGGAAAACCGAGACAAACUGGAUUGGUACUGUACAGUCCCUCAUCUCAAGAUUAGAGUUAAACCUAGAAUUGUAAAUGGGUGUGGGAAAGAAAUAUAGAUAUUAAAAUGAGAAAUGUUUUCUGCAA
Molecule: messenger RNA, 2465 nt
Organism: Danio rerio (zebrafish)
Lineage: Eukaryota; Metazoa; Chordata; Actinopteri; Cypriniformes; Danionidae
Gene: fscn1a
Product: fascin actin-bundling protein 1a
Biological process (GO): actin filament bundle assembly; actin filament organization
Cellular component (GO): cytoskeleton; cell leading edge; filopodium
Molecular function (GO): actin filament binding; actin binding; protein-macromolecule adaptor activity
Source: RefSeq, marked provisional